ACUUCCUGUUUGAGUGCCGCAGCUGGAAAAAUGGCAGCUGAUACAGGGAGAUACAGGAGUGCGGUUAGCAAAAACAAAGACCCUUCUGGUCUUCUUAUCUCCGUGAUUAGGACUCUGUCCAGUAGUGAUGAUGUGCAGGACAGGGAGACCGAGAAGAGUCGUCUUGAGGAGGCCUUCGAGACUUGUGAUCGGGAUCUAGACGAGCUGAUUGUUCAGCAUUAUGCUGAACUCACCACUGCCAUCAGGACCUACCAGAGCAUCACAGAGCGUAUCACCAGCUCCCGCAACAAGAUCAAACAGGUAAAGGAAAACCUCCUGUCUUGUAAGAUGCUGCUUCACUGUAAAAGAGACGAGUUGAGGAAGCUGUGGAUAGAAGGCAUAGAACACAAGCACGUUCUUCAGUUGCUGGAUGAGAUUGAAAGCAUCAAGCAGGUCCCUCAACGGCUGGAAACCUACAUGGCAAGCAAGCACUACCUUCAUGCCACAGACAUGCUGGUGACAGCUGUGAAGUCCUUAGAAGGCCCCCUGCUGCAGGUAGAAGGCCUUGGAGACUUGCGUCUGGAGCUUCAUACCAAGAAGCUCAACAUACACCUGGUGCUCAUUGAUGAGCUGCAUCGUCAUCUGUACAUCAAGUCUACAAGUCGCCUGGGGCACAAAAACAAGGACAAAAAUGCUGCUCGCCUUCCAGGCUCCAUGGUCAAAGACGCAUCUCCAAUACCUGUGUUGGAUGUCAGCAGUCUGUCCACCCCACGCAAGCUUUUGGAUUCAUCUCAAUUUAAUGCACCUGGAUCCAGCAGUGUGCAUGAGCUGCAGCAAGAUAUGCGGGACCUAAACCAGUCUGACCUUACUGAGGGGGAUCCAGAGGAGAACACUGCUGAGUUCAUGGGCAUCCUCAUUAAGGGUCUGGCCAAGUUGAAGAAACUUCCAGAGACCAUUAAAGCCAUAAUGGAGCGGCUGGAACCUGAGCUGAAACAGAUUGUCAAGAGGUCCACCACUCAGAUAGCAGACCAUGCUUACCAAAGGGGAGAAAACCUGGCCCAGGAGAGCCAGUCAAGGCUGCUGCUCGAGCUGCUGGAGCUUUUGUUCGAUAAGUUCAAGGCAGUGGCCCAAGCUCACAGUGUGGUGCUUGCCCACCUGAAUCACAUUGUGGUGCAGUGUCCCAGUGGGGCCCAAGAAGAGGGCAUCAAGCUGUACGAGCAAGCAGAUGUCUCUGCUAAGAUCCAGACUGUACUGCAGGUUCUGCUCAUGGAGUAUUUGGAUGUGAAGAACAGCCGCAGUGCCACUGAGCCUUCGGCUCAGCUCUCCUAUGCGAGCACUGGCAGUGAGUUUGCUGCCUUUUUUGCAAAGAAAAAACCACACCGUGCCAAGCAGUCGCUCUUCAAGUUUGAAUCAUCAUCCCAUGCCAUCAGCAUGAGUGCCUACCUGAGAGAACAGAGGCGAGAGCUCUACAGCAAGAGUGGAGAAUUACAAGGUGGUGCUGAUGACAACCUGAUUGAAGGAGGAGAAAUGAAGUUUGUGUGUAAGCCAGGUGCAAGGAACAUCACUGUAAUCUUUCAGCCUCUUCUCAGAUUCAUUCAAGAGAUAGAGAUGAACAUGGGGCCAAGCCAGGCCAAGCAGUGCCAGCUUCGAGCGUUCCUCACUUACUACAUUAAUGAUCUAUUCCUUAACCAGGUGCGGACAGAGAUUAACAAGGAAAUUGAGGCAGUUAGCAAGGCAGCUGAUCCUCUGAAGAUUCUUGCUGGUGCUGAUACCAUGAAGGUUCUAGGUGUCCAGAGACCCCUACUGCAGAGCACAGUGGUGGUGGAGAAGUCUAUCCAGGAUCUAAUGAGCCUGAUGCAGGACCUGAGUGCCUACUCAAACCAGUUCCUUGAGAUGGUCUGCGACAAACUCAAAGAGUACAAAGAAAUCUGCAACACAGCCUACAGGGGCAUAGUCCAGUGCGAGGAAAAGCUGACCAUCAGUGCUUCCUGGGCUAAAGAUGAGGACAUCAGUCGUUUGCUCCAGUCACUCCCUAACUGGGCAAAUAUGGCCCAACCCAGACAGACACGGCAGAAGAGAGAGGAUGAAGAGGACUUUACCAGGGCAGCUUUUGCUAAGGAGUCAGAGGUGCUGACUGGGAACCUUGGAGACAAGUUAAUCCCACAGAAUGAGAUCUUGCGUGACGUCAGUGACCUCAAGGCACUGGCCAACCUUCAUGAGAGCAUGGAAUGGCUUGCCUGUCGCCUCAAGACGUUCUUCGCCACCCUGCCUCAUGUAUCCACUGCAUCUCCAUGUUCAACAGACAGCCAGGUGGUUGGAGAGAGUGAACGCAGCAGGGAGCAGAUUCUCCAGACCUUGAGCGACCUGUCCAGGGGCUUCCAGGAUAUUGCAGACCGUUGUCUCCUAGUGCUGCAUCUGGAGGUCAGAGUACACUGUUUCCAUUACCUGAUCCCCCUGACCAAGCAAGGAAAUUAUGCCAUUGUGGCUAAUGUGGAGAGCAUGGACUAUGACCCACUGGUGGUCAAACUGAACAAGGACAUCUCAGCCAUAGAGGAAGCCAUGGGGGCAGCCUUGCAGCAGCACAAGUUCCAGUAUAUCUUUGAAGGUCUUGGUCAUCUGAUCUCCUGUAUUCUAAUCAACGGGGCUCAGUACUUCAAGAGGAUCAGUGAGUCUGGCAUCAAGAAAAUGUGCAGGAACAUUUUUGUCCUCCAGCAAAACCUCACCAACAUCACCAUGUCCAGGGAGGCAGACCUCGACUUUGCCAGGCAGUACUAUGAGAUGCUGUAUAACACUGCAGAUGAGCUGCUGAACCUGGUGGUGGACCAGGGUGUCCGCUACACAGAGCUGGAGUACAUCAAUGCCCUUUCCUUACUCCAUCGCAGUCAGACAGGUGUAGGGGACCUGAGCACCCAAAACAUCCGACUUCAGAGGCUGAAGGAGAUCAUCUGUGAGCAGGCUGCCAUUAAACAGGCCACCAAAGAUAAGAAGAUCACCACAGUGUAAUGUUAAAGCAGGACGUGGAUUUCAGAGGGGAAUAACCGAUGAAAGGGAACAGCGAUGCAUUUUUUUGGUCCGAUAAGCUCUGUCCGGCAUGUUUUUGUUUGUUUCAGCUCUUUCAAAUUUCUGUUGCACGAAUACAUGUAUAUGGGUCAUAUUUUCAAGACUACAGCGUGUUUAUGGUGUUGCAGGGCGCACAAUAUUUGAGAUUUUGGUUAAAAAAUCCAAAUAGAUGCUUGCUCUAGAAAUGAGAUUGUGAAAAUCUGUUAUUCGAGAGUGUCAUCUGCAUUUCUUUUUUCCUAAAGAUGAUGAAACACUUUAGUCAAGUGUUGACAGACAGAUGUAGAUUAUUUUCACUUAUAUAAGCAAGAGCACACUGACCCGUUCUUGGGAAGGGAGGCAAAAACCUACAUGACUGUAAACCUUGCAGGUCUAUUGGCCCAUUUAUUUAUGACAUAAAGUAACUUAUAUUGUCAAUUUCCACUAUUUAAAUCACAUAAUAAAUGCAGCACACACACCCAGACUCUUAACAGUCCUUUGCUCACUAUGACUACAGCUCCAGAUAAAAGGCGAUUGUCUUGGACACUCACCCGAACUUAGUCCCCAUCUCAUCUCAUUUUCCUAUUAGAUCUAAACUGCUGCUCUCAAUUACACCUCUAUCUCUCCUCUCCUGGCAGCCCCAUGGGCCCACUGAUUCUGUCUGCAAUAACAGAUGCCAGAUUAGACUGUCUGAAUGAGGCCACAUCUUCCGCCUGCUGCCAAUUUGGGUUGGCCUCCUAUGAUUUCCCUAGCUGACGAUUGUAUCAUAGCUAUGGUUGUUAAAAAUCUGUUAUCUUUUUUCUUAUAGUCCAUGCAGUAAACUCGUGCAACUAUUGUGAAAAGUUGCGAGUCAGUUAACAUGUUAUUUUGCAAAUUGGACGAAAGAUACCACAGUGGAAUGAUCGUGCACUUUUUGUGUUAAGGCAUGUGUGUGGCAGCACAUUUCUUCUGCUGUACUAGCUGAACAAAUCAAAACUAUGCAAUGCUGAAUCUUUAUUUUGCCAUCCCCACUACAUGUGCUCAAGUCCUGUAAAUUGAACUAAAUGUAUAAACUCAAGAGACGAUCACAAAUCAUUCCCUUCCCCACAAUCCUCCUUGUUUUUAGUUCAUUAACUUGGGGGGGAAAAGUACUUAACGAGAGGAGGAGAGGGGAAUGGGAGCCUUGUCAAUACACUGGGCCCAGCUCUGGUCUCCCUGAAGCCCACAGAGCAAUCCAUCAUAAUGACACAUAGGCUGGGAUCGAUGGGAAAACAACUGCGGAGCUGCUGAGUGGUUCGCCUACCACUCUGAAACGUACACUUGGUGUAAAAUCUAAAAUCUGCUCAUUCAUCUGUUCACUUCAGAGCUACUUUUGCAAUGUUAUACAUGGAAAACUUUAUUUCAAUGCUAAAUGACUGUGUCAGGGCCGCGCCAUUCACAGAUGCUGUUAGACUGCUAACAGCAUCUGUUAUGCUGCACAAAUAUAGCCCAUAAAAAUCUGGAAUAAUACCCUUAUAUGUGAGUGAUAACUACUUGUGUCCAUCCUUUUUAUUCAUGAAUUACACUUGUAAAAAGGUUCUUUUACAGUUACUCCUAGCUCACCUGCUUUUCUUUGCAAUCGGCUUGAAUUUUGCACAUCUGUUUAUGGGACUAAUUUUAUGUUUUGCAUAUUGAAUUCCAAUACAUUAAACUGCUUUAGUGUUAUAAAAGGAUUACUAGUUUAUCUGGUUCUCAAGUGUCAUAAAUGCUCUGAAAUUUGUGUCUUCUAAAUGAAACAUUCAUGAUUUGACAGUGCGCACACUAAAAAUAAAUUCUUCAAAUUCCA
Molecule: messenger RNA, 4819 nt
Organism: Archocentrus centrarchus (flier cichlid)
Lineage: Eukaryota; Metazoa; Chordata; Actinopteri; Cichliformes; Cichlidae
Gene: exoc4
Product: exocyst complex component 4
Exons: 20
Coding region: 31-2982 (983 amino acids)
Biological process (GO): Golgi to plasma membrane transport; chemical synaptic transmission; exocytosis
Cellular component (GO): synapse; growth cone membrane; exocyst
Source: RefSeq, a predicted model, not a curated record